Mercenaria mercenaria is the source of this 3063-nucleotide messenger RNA. Its product is annotated as L-threonine dehydratase catabolic TdcB-like. Bases 846 to 1820 code for a protein of 324 amino acids. Gene Ontology annotation, molecular function: L-serine ammonia-lyase activity; threonine deaminase activity. The record is from RefSeq and is a predicted model, not a curated record. Gene Ontology annotation, biological process: L-serine catabolic process; L-threonine catabolic process. NCBI's taxonomy places the organism in Eukaryota, Metazoa, Mollusca, Bivalvia, Venerida, Veneridae. The transcript has 4 exons.
CAAUUCAAAUAAUCUCACAAGAUUUAGCAUCUUUUUAGCUCGACUUUUCGAGGAAACAAGAGCUGUCUCCAUAGGAUGACACAUGCCCCCGAUGGCAGAUAUGGCCGAUGUUAGAGUUUAGGACCUUUGACCUACGGACCGGGGUCUUGUGCGUGACACUUCGUAUUACUGUGCCACACAUUCAUGCAUAGUUAUUUUAAAAUCCAUGCAUGAAUGACAAAGAUAUGGACCGGACAUGCCCAUCUUUGCACUAUCAUGAAAUAUGACCUUUAACGUCUAAGUGUGACCUUGACUUUUGAGCUACGGACCUGGGUCUUGCGCGCAACACAUCGUCUUACUGUGGUACACAUUCAUGCCCAGUAAUUUUAAAAUCUAUGCAUGAAUGACAAAGAUAUGGACCGGACACGCCCAUCAAUGCACUAUCAUGAAAUAUGACCUUUAACGUCUAAGUGUGACCUUGACCUUUUAGCUACAGACCUAAGUCUUGCGCACAACACGUGACUCGUCUUACUGUGGUACACAUUCAUGCCGAGUUAUUUGAAAAUCCAUCCAUGGAUGACAAAGAUAUGGACCGGACAUGAAAAUUGCCGACAGACCAACAGACGGUUCAAAAACUAUAUGCCUCCCUUCGGGGGCAUAAAAAUAGAGCUAUGCACUUGCCCUGGCGUUGGCGUUGCUUUGUUUAAGUUUUUUUAUAAAGUCAAAUAUCUCUGUUACUAUCAAAGCUAUUGACUUGGAACUUAAAAUGGUUAUAUUUACUAUCAAAGUCUACAACAGGAGAAACAAUCCCUAUAAAAAAUCUGUAAAAAGAUAAAGCUAGACUUUGAAGAAAUAAUUUCCUGACGAUGACUUCCAUUGCAAAUUUGCCAGAUUUAAUUCCAUAUAAGGAAAUAGAGGAUGCCAGGGAAAAAAUAAAGGGACAUGUAUUACAGAUACCACUUGUACCAUUGAACAUAGAUUGGCCACAUGGAAAAAUUUAUCUCAAGUUAGAAAACCUUCAGCCGAUUGGUUGUUUCAAACUUAGGGGAGCAUGCAAUGCUAUUGCUUGUAUGGAAGAAAGUGAGAUGAAACAGGGAGUUUACACAGCCAGUGCUGGUAACUUUGCACAAGGACUUGCAUAUUGCACAAAGAAAUUUGGGAUCCCAUGUGAUGUAUUUGUUCCUGAUCAUGCCCCCUCAGCGAAAGUUGAUUCAGUGCACCGUCUGGGUGGAGAAAUUCAUAAAAUAACGUUCGAUGACUGGUGGGAAAUUAUCAAGUCACACAGAUAUAAUGGAAUGAAUGGAAAAUUUAUACACCCUGUGUCAGAUCGGUCAGUCAUAGCAGGUAAUGGUACAGCUGGACUGGAAAUAUACGAGGAUUUACCUGAUGUAGAUGCUGUGAUAGUACCAUAUGGAGGGGGCGGGUUCAGCUGUGGGAUUGCCUCUGCCUUACACCAUGUCAAACCCACCUGUAAAGUAUUUGCAAGUGAGGUAGAAACAGCAGCACCUUUAUCUGCCUCAUUUAAGGAAGGAAAACCUACCACAUGUCCUUACACUGCAUCGUUUGUGGAUGGUAUCGGGGGAAAGUCUGUUCUCGAGGAGAUGUGGCCAAUGGUCAAACACCUUUUAAGUGAUUCAUUAGUGGUCACUCUCCGAGAAACAGCUGAUGCUUUAAAGUUAUUGGCUGAGAAAAAUCAUGUGAUUGCUGAAGGUGCAGGAGCCAGUUCAGUAGCAGCAGCAUUAUCAGGAAAGGCGGGAAACGGCAACAUUGUGUGUGUUAUAUCUGGUGGAAAUAUUGAUACACCAAAAUUGGUUGAUAUAUUACAAGGCAAUAUACCAUGAAAGGAUUUUUGAGAACAGAGUGAGGUUGAUAUAACAUUUUAGAAAUUUAUUGUUACAUAGUAUGUAUUUUAGUCUUGGUUAUAUUCAGCAUGUUUAUCUUAAUUGUUACAUGCCCUAAAUUUUCCUCGUCAUAAUUACCUCUAUUACCCGACUGAGUCCUAGUCAUCAUUACCUCCAUUACCUGUCUAAGUCCUAGUCAACAUAAUUACCUCUAUUACCUAAAUGUGUCCUAGUCAUCAUUACUUUUAUUACCUAGCUAAGUCCUAGUCACCAUUAUCUCUAUUACCUGACAGGGUCCUUGUCACCUUUACCUCUAUUACCUGACUGAGUUCUGAACACCUUUACCACUGUUACCUGACUUGAGUCCUAGUCACCUUUACCUCUAUUACCUGACUGAGUCCUAGUCCCCUUUACACUAUUACCUGACAGUGACUAAGUCCUAGUCACCUUCAUGUCUAUUACCUGACUAAAUUCUAGACACCCUUACAGCUAUUACCUGACUCAAGUCCUUGUCUCCUUUACCUCUAUUACCUGGAGAUGAGUCCUAGUCAAGAUUAACUUUAUUACCUGACAGAGUCCUAGUCACCAUCACUGAGUCCUAGUUAUUUUAUAGCAUUUGUUAAAAUAAAUAUAUCGUAUUUGUAAUUGUAAUUUGUGAUUUUUAUUUUCUUAUCCAUAGCACAUUUAUGAAUGCACCUUAUAUUAUAAUGAUGUGAUAUAAGAUGUUUCUGCUGUUAGUAAGUGAUGCACAUUAAAAGUUUGAAGUUUGCUACAUAAAACCAACACUUGUUACUGGGAAGUCAGCAAGUAAAACAGCUCAUCUUGAAUGUUAAUGUCAGACACAUGUGACAUUGGCUAUUACAAUGCUUUUCAUAUAUAUAUAUCUUUACAUGUCAGACACAGGUGACAUUGGCUAUUACAAUGCCUUUCAUAUAUAUAUCUUUACAUGUCAGACACAUGUGACAUUGGCUAUUACAAUGCUUUUCAUAUAUAUAUAUAUAUAUCUUUACAUGUCAGACACAUGUGACAUUGGCUAUUACAAUGCUUUUCAUAUAUAUAUCUUUACAUGUCAGACACAUGUGACAUUGGCUAUUACAAUGCUUUUUAUAUAUGUAUAUAUUUAGAACUAAACAAUACAUUUCAUAUUUUCAAAUAAUAUUGCAAAUAAAUCAAGGUAAUUAGGCAUGAAUAAGAGUUGCUUUCUUUUUUAUCAUACAGGAUAUCUAGAUCCAGUGACACGAUU